UGUCGUCACACCUCAUUUACCCCCGACACCUCGCGUCCGGGCUGAACGCGAGGAUUAUAACUGCGACGCCUUUUCUCUCCGCUACACAGAUAUCUUCUUAUCACUCCGGGAUAGCCAGUCAUGGCCCCACCGAAGCUCUAUACUCGCAGGAGUGCGACGACGACGCAGACAGCUGUGAAGCAGAAGGCGAGUGUAACGAUCCCGCAGCAAGCGAACGGUGGCGCGGCGAAGAGACCGAACGUAGAGACACCCCAGUCGACGGACAGCACCGUUUCUCGCGCAAAGAAGAAGCGGCGGAUCGAGGUCGAGGUCGUCAGUGAUGGGUCCCCUUCGCCGACGGAGCGGCCCGCGGCUUCAGAGGGGUCGCAGCAAGCAGGGAAAUUGGCUGCUGUGAAGUCGGCGGCCACCUCGACACGCGCAGGAGGGAGCGCGCAUGGAGUAGACGCGCCUGCCACUUCUGCACCUCGCGUACAGGGGACACGUACAUUGCCCAAAAUCGCUGAAUCAAGCAAGCCUUCGACAACGAAGAUAUCAGCAAAGGCGCCUGUUCCUGAUGGGCAUUCUUCAGCCGCGUCAGGGAGCGCACCUGCCAAACCUCUACAAUCCAGUGCUGCACCUUCCCCCCUUCGUCGCACGCAAACCUCUCCUCCCAAACCCGUGCAGAAGUCCGUAACACAGCUCAAGGACUCUACGCCGAAGUCCUCUCGAUCUUCCCCUUCUUCCGUGAAGGCAGAUAAGUCUACCCCUAUGGACGUCGACCAUCCACCACAUACUACGAAGAAGGCUCCUUCAUCAUUCAGAGCCUCUAAACCCUCCAGCAAAGUGACAACUACCACUGCUCGUCCGAAGACCCGAGCGCGCGAUCUCUCGUCCCUCUUCUCCGAAUGUCUGCCCUCUACCUCGCAACCGAAAUCUGCUGCGCGAUCGCCGACGAAACUGGCGAGAAGGAUGCUAGGAAGGUCGAAGACUGAGUCGUCAAUCUCGUCUGCUGGGCAUGCAAGCAUCUUCGACUCGCCGUCUGCAAGUCAGAAGAGCCUCGGUAUGGCCGAGUCGAUGCCAAACAUACUGGUUGACUCGGCUGACCCGACUCAGCAUCAGGCUAGCACCCCGAGCGCCCUCGACCGGACGCCUGGCACACCCCGCGCAGAAUCCUUGCGGAGAGCAGACUCGACACCCUCAAUUUCCCAUUCACCGCCCAGAGUCAGCGAAUCAGAACGCGCGAAACCCCAACCGCACCCAGGAAAGACUAUACGCACCUACGCCGGCGCUUCGCGCUCCUUCCUCAUGGCAAUCCCCAUCUCCGCUGCCACCGACCCCACCCAAAACCCCACCGGCGCACCCCUCGACUUGUCCUCCCUCGCGGACCCCACCCCUCCCGAUGAACAACCUGACAGCGUCCCAUACUCGACCCUCCACGCCAUGUACCUCCCAACCGACGACGACAACAUGAUGGACCCGCUCAUGAAGUCCAUCACCGACCUGCGCUCCAAGGGCGAAGCGCGCCGCUGGGCAGACGAGGCCGGCUACUUCCUUGAGGGCCUCGAGCCCGACGCUCCCAUCGGCUUACGCCGCGCGAGCGCGCUCGAUAUCGCGAAGAAGCUCGCGGUGGACGAGGAGUUUUGGGACAAGGCGAAGCGCGCGGACGACUUCUUUGGGACGGUGUGGACGAAGUUCGUAUCUGCGGGCGCGGGCGUGAAGCAGGCGGAGAAGGCUGACUUUGCACUGGAUGCGUUGUUGGCAGCGUUUGUGUCGCUGGUGAGUCGGGAUGCGGAGGCACUCGCGGAGCUGGCGAAUCAGCCAGACUUUGGCGAGAUACUGUUUCGGGUGAUGGAGAGGGCGAGGAAGGUCGACGCGCUCAGUGAGCAGGAGGCGCAGCCCAGUGUGAGGCUGAGCAAGAAGGAAAGGGUUUUCGUGGCGUCCAUGAAGGAAACCCUUAUUCCAUCGCUUGCCAGUAUCUGCGAGCCCGAACACCCUUCGACAAUCACCCUCGUUGAACACGUACUUAGUCAGGUCGCUCCGUCCCAUUUACCGUCCUCCCGCGCCACCGACGUUGCUCGCUCGAUGCAAACAUGCCUGAAGAUCGACAAAUCUUCCUUUGCGGCGCCUAAUAUUCACCGAGUCAGCAAACUCCUUCCUCUACUCGAUUCCUUUUUGCUCGGGCAAUGGAAUUCCUCGCAGUCAGCACUCACACAGGACGUCCUCGACGGGGAAGAGUGGCUAGCUCCCGCGCUUUUGGGCCUCCUCAGGACGUCACCAUCCUCUGCGAACUCGAAGGGAAAGGCAAGAGCGGACAUGAAGUCAGAUGCAGCGACGGCCCUGCACAACCUUGCAUUGCGCAUUCUCACGACACUCACGCACGCGUCGAAGUCAUGGUGCAGACGGGUCGAGAGCGCUGGAGGUGUACGAACGCUCGGCGCGCUAAUGCGGGCUUGUGCGGACUCCAGCCCGAAGGAGGCGGGUAGGGCUAUGCGUCUCAUGGUCAAGAGGGAACCCAGCAUCAAGGUGGAGGUCGAUGGAAGCGACGAUGCGUUAAUAGAGAAGGACGACGGACGCCAGGACACGCUCUACAUUGCGUUGGCUCUUCUGACGAACCUCGCACAAGAGCUCGGUGCAUGCGAGGGCAUGGACGACGACGUGAUUGACACCCUCCUGCGUUUGCACGCGCGAAGUUCAGUCACGGCACGGUCAGGCCACGCUCGUGAGCCGUCGCAGAAUGUAGACGAAGCUGCGCGAGAGGCCGAGCGCAUUUACGUCCCCGGACAUCUGGCCGUCCUGCUCGGCAUGCUCAUGCGCGAUAGCGAGCGCGUGCGAGAUGUGGUACUGCGGGAACUAGCGGGAGGUGACAAGUUAGACGGCGGCGUAAAGUCAGAAGAGAGCGCAGGACUGCGUCGUCUUGCCGAUGAUGCAAGAACGUUUGUGGAUACCUGGGUCUUUGCGAUAGGUGCGGCUCGGGACGAGCGAAGCACGGCAGAAGGGGAGCUAGCUACGGAGGUGUUGGCAUUCUACGAGACGUUGUGCUCUGCUACAUAGCGACACCAAGCAAGAGAUACAGCCUUUCCUCCUG
Schizophyllum commune H4-8 is the source of this 3064-nucleotide messenger RNA. RefSeq lists its product as uncharacterized. The transcript is spliced from 5 exons. Gene Ontology annotation, biological process: regulation of chromosome condensation. The record is from RefSeq and is a predicted model, not a curated record. Lineage: Eukaryota; Fungi; Basidiomycota; Agaricomycetes; Agaricales; Schizophyllaceae. The coding region runs from base 121 to 3030 and encodes 969 amino acids.